This is a messenger RNA of Sphaerodactylus townsendi, 4998 nucleotides long. RefSeq names its product spleen associated tyrosine kinase (gene SYK). The transcript has 16 exons. Lineage: Eukaryota; Metazoa; Chordata; Lepidosauria; Squamata; Sphaerodactylidae. Bases 941 to 2845 code for a protein of 634 amino acids. Gene Ontology annotation, molecular function: signaling receptor binding; non-membrane spanning protein tyrosine kinase activity; ATP binding. Gene Ontology annotation, biological process: macrophage activation involved in immune response; positive regulation of cell adhesion mediated by integrin; innate immune response. Gene Ontology annotation, cellular component: cytoplasm; extrinsic component of cytoplasmic side of plasma membrane. The record is from RefSeq and is a predicted model, not a curated record.
GAAAGGGAUCCACAUUUUCUCUCGAUCAGAUUUCUCAAGUGAAAAGCAAGACCAUUUACUUGCUUGGGAGAUGAAGUCCUGGGGAGAUUCGCCUCUGGGAAAUCCCUGCCCGCCAUGAAGCCCUUCACCUUUAAGAGCGAGGCGCUACGCCAAGAGGGAAGAAAGGUGGCAAAAACGGCCCUGUGGAAACGCACUUCUCGUGACGAGAGGAGGAAGCCCAAGGAGGCAGUCAUGUGGCUCGCAAGACUUCUCCGUGGGAAUGUGGAUUGUGACACACAUUCCCUCUCGUCAAGGUUCGCCGCCUGCCCCAAACGCACAGUCGCUCCAGAAGGACCCAAUGGGGUCCCAGAGCACAGAACACUGGCAGUCUUCCAAAGCCGGCUAUUGCUCUUUUGGAACAAACUGGACUACCCCCUGUAGUCGACCCCGCCGAGAUCUCCUUCGCUGCCCCCGCCCCCCGCCCUCAAGCAAAUGAAGGGCAGAGGCGCCUUCGGUCUGACGAGGAAGUAUUGCUCAGCUCAGCUGCAACCCCACGCUGAGGAAAUAGCUGCGAGAGAAAAUGAGGAAGCGAGCGCUUCAGUCAGCCUGAACGGGCGCGCGGCUGGCACCGAGAGUUCAGCGUCCCGGAGUCACAGCUGGGGCCGGGCAGGCGAAGCGUCUCCCUCAGGGGGCUGCGCGGGCCCUCGCUCUAGCUGGCGUGUCGGUCCCCGCACAGUUUGCUUGCAAGCCCUGCGCAGGCCCUUGCUUCGGCUCUCGAGUUUUCCUGGCUCAGUUGUCCUGAUGUUCGUGAAUUUCAAUGGCCUCCCUGCACAGUCUGACAUAUGCAUUCUCCUGUAGCCUUCAGGAGAUUACUUUUGAUUAAAACGUGGUUCUGAAUGUCCACAAGAGGAAACAAAAAAGCUGACCCACAUUAAAUGCUGCAUGGUUUUAAGGAAAAAAAAUGGCCAGCAGUAAUGCUAAUUCUAACAAUCACCUCCCUUAUUUUUUUGGCAACAUCACACGAGAAGAAGCUGAAGAUUAUCUCAUGCAAGGAGGGCGGAGCAAUGGAUUGUACUUACUGCGAAAGAGCCGACAUUUUCUGGGAGGCUAUGCCUUGUCUCUGGUUUAUGAUAGCAAAGUUUAUCAUUACACCAUUGAGGGGGAAAUGAAUGGCUCUUAUGCCAUUGCAGGAGGAAGGUCUCACAGAAGUCCUGCAGAACUCAUUAACUACCACUCAGAUGAAGUUGACGGUCUUGUUUGCCUUCUCAAGAAACCCUGUAAUCGACCACCAGGAGUGGAACCAAAAACAAGUCCAUUUGAGGACUUAAAAGACAAUCUAAUUAAGGAAUAUGUCAAACAAACAUGGAACCUACAGGGCUAUGCUCUGGAUCAAGCAAUUAUUAGUCAGAAACCACAACUAGAGAAAUUGAUUGCUACAACGGCACAUUUGAGGAUGCCUUGGUUCCAUGGGAUAAUAUCUCGAAUUGAAUCAGAACAACGCAUUCUUCUAGGGACAAGGACCAAUGGGAAAUUUUUAAUCAGGGAAAAAGACACCAAUGGAUCCUUUGCACUCUGUCUUCUCCAUGAAGGAAAGGUUGUCCAUUAUCGCAUUGAUAAAGACAAGAGGGGAAAGCUCUCCAUCCCUGAAGGAAAGAAAUUUGAUACACUGUGCCAGCUAGUGGAACAUUAUUCUUACAAAGCUGAUGGGCUGCUAAGAAUCCUCAAAAAUCCAGUUCCGAGUCCAGAUUUUCCCCCUAGAAAUGGCAGUAUUGAUCUUGGACCCUGUCCACCGCUUCCUGGUCGUGGCAAGACUUUGUCAACAGGUGGAAUUUUCUCCAGACUCAAAUCAUACACUUUCCCAAAAGCAGGAAGCAAGAAGUUACCUGUACCUGCACGUGCUUACAGUGAUGAUACUGAUGUGCCUACAACAUCUAACACUUAUGAACUCUCACAAGCAAUGACAGGCUAUCAGAGGGAAGCUUUACCCAUGGACACCGCAGUCUAUGAAAGUCCAUAUGCAGACCCAGAAGAGAUGAAAGCUAAAAAUGUCACUCUUGAUAGAAAUUUAUUGACUCUGGAAGACCAGGAACUUGGCUCUGGUAACUUUGGUACGGUAAAAAAAGGCACCUAUGAAAUGAGAAAGGGUAGGAAGACAGUGGCUGUGAAAAUUCUCAAGAAUGAAAGUAAUGAUCCAUCCUUAAAGGAUGAACUGCUAAGAGAAGCCAAUGUAAUGCAGCAACUGGAUAACCCAUAUAUAGUCCGGAUGAUAGGUAUAUGUGAAGCUGAAUCUUGGAUGUUGGUAAUGGAAAUGGCUGAACUUGGCCCUUUGAAUAAAUAUUUAAUAAAACACCGAGAUGUUACAGAAAAGAAUAUAACAGAACUGGUUCAUCAAGUUUCCAUUGGGAUGAAAUACUUGGAGGAAAACAACUUUGUGCACAGAGAUUUGGCUGCAAGGAACGUGCUACUGGUUACACAACAUUAUGCCAAAAUCAGUGACUUUGGACUUUCAAAAGCUCUUGGUUCUAAUGAUUACUAUAAGGCAGAACAUUAUGGGAAAUGGCCUGUCAAGUGGUAUGCGCCCGAAUGUAUGAAUUUCUUCAGAUUUUCCAGCAAGAGUGAUGUUUGGAGCUUUGGUGUGUUAAUGUGGGAAGCUUUUUCUUAUGGUCAAAAGCCAUACAAGGGUAUGAAAGGAGGGGAGGUUUCUCAGAUGAUUGAAAGAGGAGAGCGAAUGGAGCGUCCACCAGCUUGCCCUCUUGAGGUCUACGACUUAAUGAAAUUGUGCUGGACGUAUGAUGCUGAUAAUCGGCCAGGAUUUUCUGCAGUGGAGCUCAGGCUGCGCCAGUACCACUAUGAAAUUGCACAAUGAGAGUAUUGUGACUGAGAUUGAUGUGAUUUGUGAAAGAAGACACAGAGGCAGAUAACAGCAAGGGACACAUCUUUCAAAAUGACUCUCCUGACGCUGCUGCUCUACAGCAGCAACAGUAGCAACAGCAACCAUUUUUGCCUUGACUGUUUUUCAGAGCUUUUUUCACACUGAAAGAUUUUUUUUAAAAAAAAAGAUGUGUAAUUCCAAUUGCUCUUUGGUCAUUUGUUGCAUUUUAUCUUCUUGAUUCUGGAUUGGUGCAGAUUUUAUUGAGGAGGGAGAAUCUGGAAUCAUUGUUUUGCUGUUGGCUGGCCUCAAAUACUUUUCAGCAUUUAGUAGAAUAUUCAUAGCAGUAUCUGGAAAUCUUCAAUGUUAAUGUUAAGGAACAUCAGUACUUCCACUUUUAGAGACUUUCUUCAGGAUUGUCCAACCAAGGUUUGCUUUUGAACCAAAACUGAGCCCAUAAUCGGUUCUAAAUAAGGACCAUACUAGAUGAAAUGUCCAGUGAUGCCAGUUUAGAUUGUGGCUUUGCAGGGGGAAAAUGUUUACUAUUCAUUUCCCACAACCGGGGGAGGCUUUACGUUGGUGAAACCACAUGGUAAGAGGGAAAGAGUUGCACAUUCUUCACACUUCAUUAUUGCCCCAGUCUCUAUUAGGCCUUCACACAGCUUCUGUUAGUAUUUUAAGGAAUGCUAGGGGAGUUCAUUUGUAUGUCUAGCAUCUCACUUAUUUUGACCCCUACCUGGCUUUGCUUUAAAAUAUCUUCCCUGGAUUAUUCAUGCAUUUUCAUUACUAUUUUGUUUGCUUAGUACAUUUUUAUCAUGCUCUUCCUCUGAGAAGCUUAAUUUGGUGUAUGCUUGUUGUGUGCUAAUCAAUUUUAUCCUCCCAAUUACCAUGCAGGUAGAUUAGGCUGAGGGAGCAUGAUUGGCCCAAGGUCUUUAUGGCAGACUGGAAAUUGAACACAAAUCCUAAUUUGGCACUUUAAUCACUGCACUAAGCUGGUAUAGUGCAUGUUUUCAUGUAUUAAGCAACAGCCAUGCCUCAGCCCCUGUCCCAAGCUGUUGGCCAUUCCACAGAAGCAUAUAGUAGUAUUCUAUGUUAUUUUAUGGACUGUUUUCCACAACAUCCUAAGUCUUGGUUUAUGUAGUCAAAGAGCUUUUAUAGUUAGGAAAAACAGAAGGCAUACUUGGGCUCUGGAAUCUGUAUUUUUUAGGAUGCCAUUAAACGUUAUAAUCCUACCAGAGAGGCUACAGUGGGCAUAAUAUUUUGAAGGCCCCUACUAUGUACUUCAGUCUAACUACACUCUGUUACUCAGCUAUCACUGCACAUUUCAGGAGUAAAAUGAAACUGGCAUGGGGAAGCUGGAUGCCACCGAGCUGACAGAUGCAGUAGGAACAUACACUGCACAACAGUAAUUUUUCCCCAAUAGCUAUUAAGAAUAGCCCAUAAUAUUUAAAUGGGUCUUCAUAGCCUGCCUUAUCAGAACUGUGAUAAAUACUGACUAAGGAAAUAAGUAUUUCUGAAAUUUCCUUCCCUUAUCAGUACCAGAACCACAAGUAUGGAUUUAUGGGUGGGUGAUGCUAGGUCAGGAGGGACCUGGCUGGCUGGCUGGAGCUGGAGCACUGCCUCAAAGAAAGGCAAAAGUGUAUCCCUCUUGUGGCCUCUAGGGGUCUCCUGAGUCUCCCACUAAACAUUCUGAAUGAAUGACUGAAUGUUCAGUAAGUUUCAAAGGUUGCUUCUCUUAAUUAUAUUUUAGGAAUUCAGCAACAAUUGCAAUCCUAUUUCCCUAUAAUGAAAACAUAGAAAUAGUGAGAACCGAAAUUUUAUUGCAUAAAUACUUCUUUAUUGUUGUUUUUCAAAUCCACAAACAUAAACUUUUAAGGUAUUUUUAAACAUACAAAUCUUUUAAUUUCCUUUCUUAAAAAAUUAAUGGCUAUGUAGUUUGUCUUUUUUAUUUUCAAAAUUAAUAUGCAGUACUGAAAUUAUAUUUUGUUGUUUUAUAUAUCUCAGGAACUGUAUCUAUAGUUGUUGCCUAAACAUUACACUUAUUUGUUUUUGCAAAGAAAAAUCUGUAACAUUUAGAGAGGGGAUUAAAACUGCUUUUUAUUUUUGUAUAUAAUUAAUAUUUACAACAUAAUAAAUAAAUAUCAGUGAAA